Molecule: messenger RNA, 958 nt
Organism: Cuculus canorus (common cuckoo)
Lineage: Eukaryota; Metazoa; Chordata; Aves; Cuculiformes; Cuculidae
Product: olfactory receptor 52R1-like
Biological process (GO): G protein-coupled receptor signaling pathway
Cellular component (GO): membrane
Molecular function (GO): olfactory receptor activity
Source: RefSeq, a predicted model, not a curated record
GCAAGAGACAAGAAGGUCUAUGUCUUUGAACUCCACUGUGCUUGCCCACUCUCCUUAUUUCCUAGUCACUGGCAUCCCUGGGCUGGAGAAGGAACAGUUCUGGUUUGUCUUCCCCUUCUGCAUCAUGUAUGCCAUUACUCUGCUGGAGAACAUCACCCUUUCCCUCAUUAUAAAAGCAGAGAUGAUCUCGUAUGAGCCCACGUACCUCUUCCUGGCCAUGGUGGCCUUCACUGACCCGGUCCUGUCAACAUCCAUGCUACCCAAAAUGCUUGGCAUCUUCUGGUUGGGCUCUGGGGAGGUUGAUUUUACCUCCUGCCUUGCUCAAUUCUUCUUCAUCCAUAUCUUCUUGUCGGUGGAGUCAGGUGUGCUCAUGGCCAUGGCCUUGGAUUGCUACAUUGCUAUUCGCUGCCUACUGCGGCACUCCAGUAUCCUCCCUGUGCCAGUGGUGGUGGCCACUGGGAGCCUGGUGCUGGUCCUCCUGGUGAGUCUUGCCUGCUUCUUCCUUCACAGGAUGCUCUUUUGCCAGCAUCAUAUCAACUCGCACUCUUACGGUGAGCACAUGGCCGUGGUGAAGCUGGCAUGUGGGGACACCAGAGUCAAUGCCCUUUGUGGCCUCUUCAUGGCCUCCUUCCUGACAGGAUCUGACGUGAUCCUGAUCUCUCUGUCCUACACCACGACCCCAGUGGUAAUGAGGCUGUCAUCCACAGAGGCAUGACAUAAAGCCUUCAGCACUUGUGCAUCCCAUGUCUGGGUCAUCCUUGUCUUUUAUGUCACUGCCCUCUUCACGUUCCUCACCCUGUAUGGACAGGGCAUCCUCCACCACAUCCAUAUACAGGUGGCCAAUCUCUACCUCUUAUGCCUCCCCCUCCCACCCCCAUCAAACCCCUUUGUUUAUGGGGUGAGAAACAAGAAGAUCAGGGACAGGGUGGUCCUCUUCUUCCAGCAAAAAAGAACCUAA